Messenger RNA from Hemiscyllium ocellatum (epaulette shark), 672 nucleotides. RefSeq names its product low-density lipoprotein receptor class A domain-containing protein 1-like. Gene Ontology annotation, molecular function: protein binding. The transcript has 6 exons. The record is from RefSeq and is a predicted model, not a curated record. Bases 1 to 672 code for a protein of 223 amino acids. Gene Ontology annotation, cellular component: plasma membrane. Lineage: Eukaryota; Metazoa; Chordata; Chondrichthyes; Orectolobiformes; Hemiscylliidae.
AUGGACUCGGUUUCUGUACUGAAUAAGAAUUACUAUUCAUUACAAAUAAGUAAAUUCAAACCACAGGAUGGAGAUGUGACUUCAGUCUCAUCUGAUGUAUAUUCUCAGUUUGGAUCACAAAUGUCUUUGGAGCAUGUUAAAUAUGGAGACUCCAGGAACCAUUUUCCCAGGAGAUGCCUCUUAAUCACAUGUGUAAUCUUGCUCAUUCUUGGGGCAAUGGCAGCUGCUUUAGCCUGUGUGAUUAUAUUUGGAAUACCACCCAACCAGCUAACAACUCGAUUGUGUAAAACCACCUCAAACACAACUGGCUUUCUGUGCGAUGACCACAAAACCUGCAUCAUGUCCACACAGAUGUGCAAUGGCAAAGUAGACUGCAGCAAUGGAGAGGAUGAAUCAAACUUGUACUGUGGAGACCUACCUAAUAGCCUCCCCAGACAUUUAGUUUUUAUGUGUGACAACCAAAAAUCCUGGACCUAUAUGGACAAAAUGUGUGAUGGAAGAAAUCAUUGCGGAGACUGUUCAGAUGAAUCAGAAUUGCUGUGCCCUGCCUGCACUGGAUGGAAAUGUGUUACUGUCUUCUUCAAUGACUGUGACUGUAUACCGAAGAGUCGCUGCAGAGACAACUUUCAGGACUGCACUGACAUGAGCGAUGAAAAGAACUGUACAAAGUGA